AUGCGAACGACUUUCGUCAUCGUCCUGGCGCUGCUGGCCGCCGCAGCGACCGCCCUUCCGCGUACCCGGGAGGGCACUAAGCGUGCAACAACGGUGGAUGAGAUUAUAGCGAAACGUGCCAAAGCAGCUACGACCUCACCGAAGAGCAAGCGCGUUGUGAUUGAAAAUUUCUUCACCACCCAAGCGGAUCAUUUCAAUCCGCAAGAUUCGGAGGAAUGGACUCUGCGCUAUUUGGCUGCUACCGACUACUAUAUGCCGGGUGGCCCGAUUCUGAUUUUCCUUGGAGGAUACACACCGAUUGUUCCUUCGAUGAUAGAUGAUACCUCUCUGAUCUACGAAAUGGCCAGGGAAAUGAAUGGUGCGGUUUACGCCUUCGAGACUCGCUUCAUUGGCGACAGUAGAGUCACUAGCGAUUUGAGUACAGCAAACCUGCGUUUGCUGAACACCGAUCAAAUCUUGGCGGAUCUUGCCGAGUUUGUUACGUACUUGCGACGCGAUGUCAUUCAGAAUGAAUUGGCUCAUGUUAUGGUGUCCGGUUCAGGGUACGGAGGUGCGUUGGCUGUCUGGUUCCGAGUUCGCUACCCGCAUCUGGCCGAAGCCGCUUGGUCUUCCAGUGGUUCUCAGAACGCUAUACUGGACUUCCAGGAGUUUACCGAAUCAUGGGGUGAUACGCUGAUCGAGUUCGGUAGUCAACAGUGCUACAACGACAUCUUCGUGGCUUUCCACGUCAUGCAGAAUUUGAUCGACGCCGGAUUGGCGAGUACUGUAUCGGAAAAGUUCAACAUCUGCACGGACAUCAACGCGGCUGAUCGUAUCCAAGUGAUGUACUUCUUCCAGGUGAUGAUGCAAGCAAUAGAACAGUACACUUUGGCUACUCAAAACGUCACGGAAUUCGCAGAAGUUUGCCAGGACAUCACAGGAGGAAGCGCAGACAAUGCUUUGGAUGCAUUUGCCGAAUGGUUUAACACUAAGUUCGCCGUCGACGUUGGUUGCGUGGUUGUCGAUCUUGAUGACGCCGUGGAGGUUUUCAGUCAAACUGGCUGGGACACUCCGUUCAAUCAGUUGGGAAUUCGUCAGCGAAUGUAUCAAGCUUGUACCGAAUUCGGAUGGUUCUUCACAACCGAUUCGGACCACCAACCGUUUGGAAGCCGAGUUCAGCUGGAAAUCUACACUGAAACGUGCAGUCGCAUUUUCGGCGAUUGGCUGAGCUUCGAAUCCAUUUACUACGGUUAUCGACGGGCAAACAAUCGCUAUGGUGCUGACAAUCCUGCCAUUACCCAGGUACAUCUCACGAACGGUGCAGCCGAUCCGUGGCGCAGGGCUAGCAUUACGCACGAUCUGAAUGCGUAUGCGUUGGCUGAUGUUAUCCCCGGUGUGCUUGGCGGCGCCGAUUUGCCAGCCAUUUCGGAAAAUGAUUCCGAAGAACUGCAAGUGGUCAAGCGUCGAAUCAAAGCUCUGAUGAGUAGCUACCUAUUUCCCGUCAGUCCAAGAAGUUAA
Sabethes cyaneus is the source of this 1497-nucleotide messenger RNA. RefSeq names its product putative serine protease K12H4.7. Gene Ontology annotation, biological process: proteolysis. Lineage: Eukaryota; Metazoa; Arthropoda; Insecta; Diptera; Culicidae. The record is from RefSeq and is a predicted model, not a curated record. Bases 1 to 1497 code for a protein of 498 amino acids. The transcript is spliced from 3 exons. Gene Ontology annotation, molecular function: dipeptidyl-peptidase activity; serine-type exopeptidase activity.